AUGGAUUGUGGGGUUGUGAGGGCAGCAGAAGUGGGAGAGUGUGAGGAGGGGGGCCUGGAAGACUGUCCGGCCCAGUGCCCGCUCUCUGAACCCAGGCCUCGGACCACUGCUCCGGCUGACGCGAUGGUCCAGACAGACACCCACCCACCACACGCAGCGGCAGCAGUCAGCCUGAACCAGUCCAAAGAGGCUCGGAGGGAUGAUGCUAACAUGCACAGCAACUUAUCAUGUCAUGUAGAACUCCUAUCAGCUGGGGUGUGA
Messenger RNA from Knipowitschia caucasica, 261 nucleotides. The record is from the annotation of a GenBank genome assembly. Lineage: Eukaryota; Metazoa; Chordata; Actinopteri; Gobiiformes; Gobiidae.